AUGGACGCGCUGGGGCCUUCUCUUCUCGGGGACAACCUGCAUUUCAGGGCGGAGCCUGAGGUGCAGAUCUUCGAGCAGCCGAAGCAGCGCGGGAUGAGGUUCAGGUACCGAGUGGAAGGUCGCUCUGCAGGAAGUAUCCCUGGAGAGAGGAGCUCGGACAACAACAGGACCUACCCCAGUAUUCAGAUCCUGAACUUCUGUGGCAGAGGGAAAGUCCGUGUGUCGCUGGUGACGAAGAACGAGCCGUACAGACCUCACCCUCACGACCUGGUGGGCAAGGACUGUAAGGACGGGAUCUACGAGACCGAGUUCGGGCCGGACCGCCGUGUCAUUGCUUUCCAGAACCUGGGCAUUCAGUGCGUGAGGAGACGAGAAGUGAAAGACUCCAUCGUCCAGAGGAUCACGCGAGGAUCCAACCCCUUUAACGGUCAGACCUCACUCUGUCGCCUUUAA
Messenger RNA from Knipowitschia caucasica, 453 nucleotides. The record is from the annotation of a GenBank genome assembly. Lineage: Eukaryota; Metazoa; Chordata; Actinopteri; Gobiiformes; Gobiidae.